AUGGCCGACAUCCCUCUCAUAACACCGAAUUCGACUCGGAAGCACCAUGCAGCCCGCCGAGUUCGGUUUACCAGCGAUUCAGUUGAAGAUGCCGACGGUGCAUGCACGUCUCUGCCUCUUGAAGCGCAGGUUAAUGCCAUUGCGACAAUCAGGACAUCCACCUCUACUUUACGGAGACAACCUGGAGUUUCGGUACAACUGCCCUCUGGACGAUCACCGCCCAAAUAUGACGAACUGUAUCCUCCAUCGCCAGCUUCCGCUUCUCGAAGUCUGGUGAAGGCGCGUCCGUCACCGCCACCAGGGAUGGACCCGCUUGUGGCGGCCAUGUGGCACAACGAGAACCUGAGCCUACUACACUCCUUACCGAAACCCUUGCUCAUCAAAAUCAUCAGCAGCCUGAGCAACAGCGGUGUUGAUUGCCUCAGGCGAGUUGCACGUCGCUUUCCUCCGCUGUGUGUACGGGAGGUCCUGAGUCCCCUGCGAGGGAAUAACCCAGAGCUGUCUAAGACGGGACCUUUGAACUGGCCAACAUUCGGAGUCAGCUCGUCCCUCCGGCCAGACUUCCUAUAUCUCAUCGACCGAGACGAAUACUGCAGUGGCUGUCAAGCGGCCCGAAGAUCGCCCCGGUGGGAGCAGACAAUCAGUAAGCUGACCGAGUACAUCCACUGCUCUGCAUGUGGUGCGGACCACCCGGCAUGCCUCUUCUCGGCCACACAACGCCUCAAACCGGCCCGGAUUCGGUACUGCAUUGGCCAUGAAGGCUUCAUGCGAGUCUGUGAGCACGACGAGGGCACCGUCAGCCUGUCUCGCCUGUCUGGCCUGGAAUCAGAGGACAUAAAGUACCGCAGGUACCCAUGGCAGCGAAAAGAUCCGUUCUGGGAAACUGUCAUUUGCAGGGACAGGAGCCACUAUAUGCGGUGUGAAAUGAAAGAAGGAGGAUCUUUUCCGGAGUCGGGAUACACCUGCGGGUCUCGCCAGCACCUCUGCUGUGGGUACCGCUGGCCCACGAUCUGUGGGCUUGGAAAGAACCCCCGCCUAUACGACCUAAGCUGGAAAGCUCAUAUAUCAUUCGAUGGUCAGAUGAGUACAUUGCGCCCAAAGUUGGCAGAAUUACACGACAUUACUGGAAAAUACAUCAUUCCGUGCUUGUAUCCGACCACCCAACCACCGACGCUGCGUUGUUUUGACCCUAAUGACUGCCACUGCACCCCAUAUGCGGGCAGCGAGAACGUGCGCUGGGAAUGGGAAUGUGGCCCUUGGCUGCCAGGAAUAACAGAAUGCAUGGAAGGUCCAUACAAAGGGCUGGAUACGUUGCGGCCGCCAAAAGCAUCCGGCUCGAUCGUAUCCAACAUCAUCAGCCGGCUGAAGAAGCAGCCGCCGAGAGAAUGUGCAGCCGACCAGAAACGUCACAUGUCCCGCCAGGAGGUGGUACCAUUCAAAUGGGGCGUGGCGAUGAGUUGUGCGGAUGUAAGGCCCUGUCACACUGGCAAGGAUUGCCUCAAGAUUGAUUAUAUAAGGGUACUCCAUCCUCUCGAGAAUGGUAAUAUUACCCCAGAGUGGUAUAAUACACUCGACCCGGAAUCAUACAACAUCACGGAAGACGAAGAUGGGCUGGGGGUGUUCUGGUGCCCGACGGACGGCUGUCGUAAUUUCUAUAAGGAGGUUCUGAGUUAUUCGAGGAUACUUCGCCACCGGGAUUUCCGUAAAGAGUGCCGGCAUCGCAGGUGUGAGUAG
Messenger RNA from Diaporthe batatas, 1734 nucleotides. RefSeq lists its product as uncharacterized. The transcript has a single exon. The coding region runs from base 1 to 1734 and encodes 577 amino acids. The record is from RefSeq and is a predicted model, not a curated record. NCBI's taxonomy places the organism in Eukaryota, Fungi, Ascomycota, Sordariomycetes, Diaporthales, Diaporthaceae.